GCUACUCUAAUACAAACUUUAAUUCAGAGACCUUCUGCACUUUAAAAAAAAAAAAAUGUUCCCCUUAGUAAUAAACAGUUACAAUAUGAGACGUUUAGAUGGUAAGGACGCCCAAUAUAAAUGCAUGUGUUGCGUUCCCUCGCACAUCACAGGCGGAGUUUGUAGCGCGAAGAUGAAAAACUCCCUGUGCAAAUGAUUACAGCGCUGCGGGAGACGCUUCAUCACACUCUGAACACAGCAGCACAAAACCGGACAUCUACUCGCAGCAAGAGUGUGAACUGCUUGAAGCAAAGAGCCUGUGAUAUCUUGCGGAUUAGUAGCGUCAUAGCUACUCGAGAUGGAGAAUCUGUAAUAGUUAUCGAUCGAGGGCGCUGAGAAUGAAGAGUUUAUGUCUCCUGCAAUACCCUGGGGGAAAUUACCUGUGUGGUUUUUUGUGACGUGUGGAUUUACCUUUUUUUCUGCCUAAACUUCCAUUUUUAUGGAUCUUGGGGAGAAAUGUAGAAAUAUCCAGACAAGCAGCACAAGCCAACCGCAACAGCACUGGGAGUAUUCGCUAUCAACAUCUCAGUGGGAUUAGCCCAAAGAGGAGGUCUUCCUGAGACGGAUAAAACGGGAAGCAAAAGACGAUAAUAAAUGACAUUUCCCAUCGACUUGGUCAGACAUCAGUGAAGGAACGUCUUGUCAGAAUGUUGUUCAAGCUGAAGUUGAUGCACUCGGGGUGGGGUGGAAUCAUGGAUUCACGACACGGAGCGGUCACCAUUACCUUCUGUGCCUUCUUUAUGCAAGUGUUUGUGGAAGCUAGCUCAUGGUGGUCUCUAGCGAUGAAUCCCCUCCUGAUACCAGAAGCGUAUAUCAUAGGAGGACAGCCGCUGUGCAGUCAACUAGCUGGACUGUCUAAAGGUCAGAAGAAGCUUUGCCAGCUGUACCAAGAUCACAUGCAGUUCAUUGGAGAGGGCGCCAAGACAGGCAUCCGGGAGUGCCAAUACCAGUUUCGCAACCGCCGCUGGAACUGCAGCACAGUGGACAACUCCUCAGUGUUUGGCAGAGUCAUGCAGAUAGGGAGCAGAGAGACAGCAUUUACAUAUGCUAUCAGCGCCGCUGGCGUGGUCAAUGCAGUGAGCCGUGCCUGCAGAGAGGGGGAGCUGUCGAGCUGUGGCUGCAGCAGGGCAGCGAGACCUAAAGAUCUGCCACGAGACUGGUUGUGGGGCGGCUGUGGUGACAACCUCAAUUAUGGAUAUCGCUUCAGCAAGGAGUUUGUGGAUGCACGUGAACGGGAAAAAACUUUCACCAAAGGCUCUAUGGAGAGUGCAAGACUGCUGAUGAACCUUCAUAACAAUGAGGCAGGACGGAGGAUAGUAUCAGAUCUUGCCCAUGUGUCCUGUAAGUGUCAUGGCGUGUCCGGCUCCUGCAGCCUUAAAACGUGCUGGUUGCAACUUGCUGAUUUCCGCAAGGUGGGUGACGCACUGAAGGAGAAAUACGACAGCGCCGCUGCCAUGAGGCUGAACAGCCGCGGGAAGCUUGUUCAAGUUCACUCCAAAUUUAACUCUCCUACCAGCAAUGACCUGGUAUACAUCGACCCCAGUCCAGAUUACUGCGUAGAGAACAAAACUACCGGCUCUUUAGGAACUCAAGGUCGCCUCUGUAACAAGACGUCCGAAGGCAUGGAUGGCUGCGCACUCAUGUGUUGCGGUCGAGGUUACGAUCAGUACAAGACACAGCUGGUUGAGCGUUGCCACUGCAAGUUUCACUGGUGCUGCUACGUCAAAUGCAAGCACUGUUCACGAACAGUUGACCAGUUUGUGUGCAAGUAGUAGCACGAGGCACGUAAUGAGAGCAUGUGAAAGAAGAUGAGAAGGAAAAACUAAAAUGAUUUUUUUUAGAGCUGAAAUCAUUAUGAGACUGAUUGGUUUCUUGCUAUCAGUUUCUAAGUACUAGGUACAAGACAUCUAAACUGCAAAUAUCAUUAUAUAUUUAUUUUUUUAUAAAUAUGAUUUUGAAAUACU
Messenger RNA from Sinocyclocheilus anshuiensis, 2003 nucleotides. RefSeq names its product wingless-type MMTV integration site family, member 5a (gene wnt5a). The record is from RefSeq and is a predicted model, not a curated record. The transcript is spliced from 7 exons. Gene Ontology annotation, cellular component: extracellular region. Gene Ontology annotation, biological process: cell fate commitment; multicellular organism development; canonical Wnt signaling pathway. NCBI's taxonomy places the organism in Eukaryota, Metazoa, Chordata, Actinopteri, Cypriniformes, Cyprinidae. The coding region runs from base 687 to 1811 and encodes 374 amino acids. Gene Ontology annotation, molecular function: frizzled binding; cytokine activity.